AUGACCGGACCUAAGACCGUUUUCGUCACCGGCGCAAACGGAUACAUCGGGACCGCCGUAUGUCGAGUCUUCGUCCGUGCCGGCUGGCGCACCUACGGUCUCGUCCGGCGUCCCGAAGCCGCUAGCGCGCUUAUCGCCGAGGAAGUCACUCCUCUCAUUGGCUCCAUCUCCAAGGAUGCCACAUUCCUAGAGGACCUGUACAAGUACACGAAAAUUGUCAAUGUGGUCGUCUCGUGCACAGAACAACUCCCAUUUGGAGAGCACUUUCAAGCCCUCGUCGCCCUGUUUCGGAAACUGGCCUCGACAUCCAACCAAAACGGCGUCAGGCCCCUCGUGAUAGCUACCUCGGGGUGCAAAGACUACGGCGUGACCGGCGUCCACGGGUCGCCCAGGCUCGCGCCACACACCGAGGAGUCGCCCCUCCAACCCCUAGACGUCAUCCACGAGCGGGCGUUCAACUCCCUCGAAAUAUUCACGCACGCAGAUCUAUUCGACGCGGCGCUGGUGCGUCCCACACCCGUGUUCGGGUACGAUAGCAGCUAUUACGGGCUCGCGUUCGAGGUGGCUUCGGCCGCCGCCAGGACAGAAGAGCGCGCCCUCCGGCUACCUCUAGAUUUUAAUGCGAUCCUGCAUGGCUGCCAUAUCGACGAUUGUGCCGAGGCAUAUCUGGCGCUGGCCGAGCAUGUGGACCGCACCGCCGUCGCGGGACAGUGCUUCAAUAUCUCGGCGCACAGGUACGAUACGCUAUCGAGCGUAGCUAAAGCACUCGAAGUAGAGUACGGCCUCAAAGGUGGCGUGGUGAGGACUUUUCCGACUGACGCAAACGGCAUGGUGCCGUCUCUCGACUUGGUACUUGGUUAUACCCAGUGGGUGGACAGCACGAAGAUUAGGCGGCUGACGGGUUGGUCUGAUAAGAGGAUGUUGCUCUCGGAGAACCUGCACAUCUAUCGUAUGGCUUAUGAAGAAGCGGCUAAGCGAGGGCAUGAAGGAGUAUUAAGAGUCAAAGAGAGGAUGGGAGGCAUUCUUUCUUCGGUCAAGGUAUAG
This is a messenger RNA of Annulohypoxylon truncatum, 1044 nucleotides long. RefSeq names its product NAD(P)-binding protein. The record is from RefSeq and is a predicted model, not a curated record. The transcript has a single exon. NCBI's taxonomy places the organism in Eukaryota, Fungi, Ascomycota, Sordariomycetes, Xylariales, Hypoxylaceae. Bases 1 to 1044 code for a protein of 347 amino acids.